UCUUCUUGCUUCCAGGAUUGCGUAAUCACUGCCUUUGCUCCAAAUUCUCGCACGACAAGCGAAGAGAUCGCACACCGAUACUUCGUACCAGUCGUACCGAUGGCCGGAAACGCUGUGGAGCCCAAACGUCGCGCCAAACGUGGAACCAAGGUGAAGAGUGGGUGUGCAACCUGUAGAAUCAGGAAGAUCAAAUGCGACGAGGAUAGACCCUUUUGCCAGAAAUGUGUGAAGACGGGACGUACCUGUGAGGGUUAUCAACCUCCCUUUCAGAUAUAUAUAAACAAUGCAUUCAACAACCCUAAUGUUGACGGCAUCAUGUCCACUAUCAAUCUGAAUACCGCCCGCCCUCUCCCGAAUCAGAUCACCCCUCAAGACGUUGAACUGCUCAAGCAAUACUUCUCAAUCAAAACACUAUGCCACACAAAGCUUUUCUGUGAUGAAGAAGCUAAACAGAUUCUACAAGCCAGUCUGACAGACCCUACAAUACGACACGCGAUUUCAUCUCUCAAAGCCCUCCGGCAAGAUCUUGAGACCUGUGGGGAUGGACCAGAAGCUGUUUCGCAGCCAAGUCCAGUCUAUCAAUAUGGACUCGAGCAAUACAGUGUAGCUUUGAGAGGUCUCGCAUCCCACUUGUCCACUCCGGACUCAAAAAGAUUGAAGCCAGUACUGCUCUGCUGUCCAGUCCUGAUCAGCAUCGAGCAAGCAAGAAAGAACUAUACUGCAAUGGCGCAGCACAUGAUCGGGGGACUUAAAAUCAUGUAUGAACAUCGGACACGGCCAUAUUUUAGUUCCUCGGGCAAGUUGAUGCCAGCCCUGCAUGGCAGACUGCCAGCUCUCGAUGUCUUCGUUGUCAAACAGUUCGCCGCGCCCUGCAAAUUCGCAGAUUCACCAACAAUAGCACACGUGACCGGAGUCUUGACGACACCUCCGUCAGACAAGUCGAGCUUGAACCCUGGUAGAUCCGAUAAAUCUCAAGAUUUGCGUUCAAUUGCUCCGAACAUGCGAACAGAGCUUUCUAGCAUCGCAGCGGCUACACUGAAAUUCCUCGAUGAAGUGCCGCAUGUCUUGACAACGGAAGCUGCACUUGAUUUGCUUGCGGAGAAAACAGUCCUUUUAGAAUCCCUAGAAUCUUGGAUCGUCAAACUUGGCUUUGUUCAAAAGGAUCUUUGGUCUACUGGCACCGAACCUAUAUCCGUGUCCUUCUUGCGCUUCUUUCAUCAGACUUUGAAAGUCGUUCUUCUGGGAAUAUUACACGUAGACUCCUUUCCAGGAUUUGCCGCUCAGAUGCAUGCCGAGAACGACGCCCUACAAGCCAUUGCUGAUAGCGUGGGUGAACGCGUCAAAGACUAUGUGAUAUCCGCUGGUAUCAGCAGAGAUGUCAAUUAG
Messenger RNA from Periconia digitata, 1386 nucleotides. NCBI's taxonomy places the organism in Eukaryota, Fungi, Ascomycota, Dothideomycetes, Pleosporales, Periconiaceae. The record is from the annotation of a GenBank genome assembly.